AUAAAAACUGGGGGCUUUUAUUUUGAAGGUGAGUGUGACCGGAUUUGUGGGUGACGCGGUGUGCUAACAGCUAGCAGCUAACAGCAACAGCUCAUUCACCGGGGUCCGUUAACGUUAACGUUUGUAUUAAAAUAAAAACUACAAAAGAUAAAGUUAACAGCGCACGGCUGCGUCACUGACCCAGAAGCUUCUGGAAGUUGCUCGUGGAGGCGCACAGUCUCCAUGGCGACGGAGGAGUUCUACGAGGUGGAGCGCGUGGUGGACCGGAGGAGGAGUAAGAAGGGGGGGCUGGAGUACCUGGUGAGGUGGAGGGGGUUUGGGUCUGAGGGCGACACAUGGGAGCCAGAGUCCCACCUGUCCACCUGCAUGUUCCACGUCCAUCAGUUCAACCGGCAACAGAGGGAUGGGACCUUACUGCGCUCCACCCGCUACUGCAGCCCCCCCCCCAGAACUUGCAGCCCCCCCCCCAGGACCUGCAGGCCUCCCCUCAUCAGCAGAACCUACGACCCUCUGAAACCUAUGGACUCCGCUCAGCUGACCCGCCCCCCCUCUCCGGCAGGUUGGGGUCUGGUGUCGGGACCUCUGUCCGGCUCGGCCCGCCGCAGCGUGGAUCUGUCCCGGAUUAAGAUCCUGGUCCCUAAGAGUCCCAUGAACAGCCGCCGCCCCCUGGAGGAGGAUUCCCCCAGCGAGGCGGCCCUCAGCCUUGGGGGUCAGGAGGCUCAGCUGGGACCCCCGGAGGUGGCCCUGCUGGAGAAACCUGCAGGAGUACAGCUGGGCCCAGGAGAGGAGAGGGCCCGCAUGGGGACCCGGCCCCGUAGCCAAAACCCCCCCCCCACAGGUGCCCCCCCACUGAUGGUCGCAGCCAGCGGGUCGGCGGGGGUCCAGACUGCUGUUACUGGCGCAACCAGUUCCCUGGGGAGGCGGCGUCUAGAGGAGGGACCAGCCUUUGAUAAGAGGCUCCGGUUCAGCGUCCGGCAGACAGAGAGCGCCUACAAGUACCGGGACCUGGUGGUGAGGAAACAGGACGGGUUCACCCACAUCCUGCUGAGCUGCAGGGGGUCCCAGGACAACAGGCUGAACCCCGAGGUGAUGAAGGAGAUCCAGAGCGCCAUGGCGACAGCGGCCUCUGACGACAGCAAGCUGGUUCUGCUCGGCGCCGUGGGCAACGUGUUCUGCUGCGGUCUGGACUUCCUUUACUUCAUCAGACGGCUGACGGACGACAGGAAGAAGGAGAGCAUCAAGAUGGCCGAAACCAUCAGGACCUUCGUCAACACCUUCAUCCAGUUCAGGAAGCCCAUCAUCGCAGCGGUGAAUGGGCCGGCACUUGGCCUCGGCGCCGCCAUCCUGCCGCUCUGCGAUGUGGUAUGGGCCAAUGAGAAGGCCUGGUUCCAGACACCGUAUACCGCCUACGGACAGACCCCUGACGCCUGCUCCUCCUUCACCUUCCCCCGCAUCAUGGGCCUCGCCGCGGCUAACGAGCUGCUGCUGAGCGGCAGGAAGUUGACGGCUCAGGAGGCGUGUUCUAAAGGUCUGGUGUCUCAGGUCCUGUGGCCGGGAACCUUCAUGCAGGAAGUGAUGCUGCGAGUCAGAGAGCUGGUGAUGGUGGAUCCACAGGUUCUGCAGGAGUCCAAAGCCCUGAUGAGGAACACCAGCCGCAGUGCUCUAGAGCAAACUAACGAGCGCGAAUGUGAAGCCCUGAAGAGGGUCUGGGGUUCCUCGCAGGGAACCGACUCCAUCCUGCAGAACCUGCAGAGGGGAAUCGAGCUCUGCUAAAAAACUGAACCAGACAAGCAGAACCCUGACCCACCUGGAGCCAGCGGGGUGAAUCUACCUGGACCCUUCCGAUGGUGCUCACUAACCCCUGGACACCUCACACUCUCAACUGCACCCAAAGGAUGGAUGCCUGUGCUAAGCUAAGCUAACAUUUCUCCCCGCCACCAGUAUUUGUGCUAAGCUAGGCUAACAUCGCGGAUGAACUGAGGACACUGUGGAGGUAACCUUUGACCUCCCAGAUGGAUUUCUCCUAAAGGCUUCACAGGAAAUGAGCUCACAGCGACUUCCUGUUUCCUCUGCUGGAUGUUUCAGAUAUUAUAGCGCCGCCUUCAGGACGCUUUGCUCCUCUGCAGCCUGGGAGGGCAGCUUCACAUACUACAGUGUUCUGAUGGGGGUGAAUGUACAGCUCAGAGGAGACCCUGUUUCUGUCUGCUCUUCAUCACUGUGUUAAGUUCAAAGCUUUAUUGAACACAAACAUGAACAUGCUCUGUUUCUCUAUUAAACAUCAAAACAAGGGUCAACAGAUUGAUCUAUUCAGCAGACACCACUGAAAACCCGAGAAAUAAAAGAUUCUGUGAAACCAAA
This is a messenger RNA of Eleginops maclovinus (Patagonian blennie), 2358 nucleotides long. RefSeq names its product chromodomain protein, Y-like (gene cdyl). The transcript has 6 exons. Gene Ontology annotation, molecular function: transcription corepressor activity. Bases 223 to 1773 code for a protein of 516 amino acids. Gene Ontology annotation, cellular component: nucleus. NCBI's taxonomy places the organism in Eukaryota, Metazoa, Chordata, Actinopteri, Perciformes, Eleginopidae. The record is from RefSeq and is a predicted model, not a curated record.